Fomitiporia mediterranea MF3/22 is the source of this 1835-nucleotide messenger RNA. RefSeq lists its product as uncharacterized. The transcript is spliced from 5 exons. The coding region runs from base 1 to 1551 and encodes 516 amino acids. The record is from RefSeq and is a predicted model, not a curated record. NCBI's taxonomy places the organism in Eukaryota, Fungi, Basidiomycota, Agaricomycetes, Hymenochaetales, Hymenochaetaceae.
AUGAGUGCACGCCAACGAUUUGUCGCCAGUGGCAAGCCGUCCUCCAAGCAGCCCAGCGAAGCGGAUGGCAAUGAGCACACACCAGCCUCUGGUGCACCCGCUGGACCUGGAAAGCGUGACUCGAAUCCCGGACCACCUCUCAAAGAUGCAUCCAACUCGCCUCGUCCCGGUGGCAGAGCCUUGCAAAAUACUGCCCAAGCUGACAAGAACAAGAACGAAACGCAUAUAGUGACAGGAUCCGUACCUCAAGCAUUAAGCACACCUAUGACCUUAUCAGUCCCCGACAAACCACUUAACAUCAGCAAUCUCACUCGUCCGAAGGCCAGGAAGGCUGGCGAUGGCACUGGCACUCCCAGUCUGAACAAGAAAGACAAGAGACUUGCCGUCGAUAGGCUUAAAGAGAAUGACCCUAUCUCCAAGAUCGGCUCACCAAGACUUCGUCCCAUGUCCCCUGGUCGUCGUCCUCAAAAUUCUUGUCCUCCAUCGUCUUACUUAUUCAAUCCUCCGAAUGCCGGUCUACUUGCGAACGAUCGACUCAUAUCCCCAGAAUCACGCCUUGGACCUCCUGCACACCUUCAAGACGGUUCCACGCCUCAUGCAGCUGACAAUAAUCAGAGAUACAGCCGUACCCAUCAUCCUAAUAACGCUGCAUCUGGGCUUACUCCUACGAGCACCUUUUCCCCUCCUAUACGGCGCUCUUAUAGUGGAAAUCUGGAGCCCGCAAGGAGUGAAGUAUAUCCAAUGAGGACUGGCCAGGACGUGCCUUCAGAGAUGACGCAUACAUUCAGCUCACUUUCACCUCCUGCUCCUGCUCAACGCUCCGUGCAUGAAGAGCAUGUAUACGAUUAUCAAGAGCCAAUCAACGUUGAUAGACAUGAAGGCAUCGACAAUCCAGGUCCACAGGCAAUGGAACAUCGCCUCCGUCGCACGACGAAGCGCAUCGGCCAACAGGAAGAUGACGACGAGGCCCUGCAUGGUCGAGAAGGAAAGCGUACCAAGAUCGACAUGCAUAGAGAAGAGGCUCGUGAAAUCAUCGUAGAGCGCCAACAGAUUGUAGAUCCAUCCUACGAACGGCACGCCCGGGAAUCCACGCCUCCGCAUCGGUACCAGACACCCGUUCAAGUCAAUCCUCACCAGCUUCACCAGUCCCAUCCUGCCGCUCAUCAACAUUUUGAGCCGCCGCACGCUCCAAACAGAUUCCAACUCGGGGAAGACAAUCAAGCUCUUUCUCGCUUCCUUGAGGUCGACCUGGAGCACUAUGUUGGCGCACACAUUGAGAAAUAUGAAGCUGCGAAGAAACGUUGGACUGAUUGCUCGAUGGAGGACUGGAAGGCCGGCGCCAAAGAGAUGUCAGAGCGUUUCGGCAAGCUGGUCGAUUUCGUGAAAGACCAUAUGACCACGAAGCUCGAAGUCCACGCAACUCUUCACGAGAAAGUCGUACAACACAAAGUCGUACUGAGUGAGCGUCAGAGUAUGCUGAAAGACAAGCAUGAGAGGCUCGUCAAGAAUUCUGGAAUGGUUAUCGGUGGGAAUAACGCUUGCGGGCUCUAGAAGUGGUAUUUUGGUGCUUUCUCUCGACCUUUGACUCCGUGCUUUCAGACUGUUUUAUCCGCAAAGUCAUCGUUCUUCUAUAACUACUCAGCUUCAAGCCAAGAGUUCAUUCUCCACAGGCUAUCUGGACCAGAUCCUCACGCUUAUGACUGUCUCUGUCGCGCAUCUCGUUAUCAUGACUGGAUUAGCUAAUGGCUCAGAUUCACAUCUGCCUCUGCAUCAUUAUUAGAAACUGUACAUUGUUGGACUGACGAAAUGAUUAUCCCGUAACUUCUGUAGUGUAA